AUAGGAAGUCAAAAAAAUAAAAUAAAAAUUAUAUAUGUCACCGGGCACAUGUUAACAAACUGAAAUUUAUAUUGAACAUACAGAGAAAUUAAUAAAGGGUAAAAACUUGCGAUCAUUAGUUAAUUCUUUCUCACAGUUGGAAGAAUCAUCCAAUCAUGUUCAAAUCCUCCUGGGGUUCGGAAGAAGAGCAGGCGUGUGGAGAUAGACCUGCAUCCCGCAUUCCACCCGAGGCGGCUGGGAUCGUACAUGUCUUAAAAGACAAAAGCGCUAACGAGCUGCAUAAGCUUUUGUCUACCAAAGAUGCAUAUCAACAGUUUUUGCGUUCGCUUGACAUAGUACAAACUCAGAUUCGGCUAAGGGAUGAACUGAGAAAUGAAACUAUACAGCUUGCAAAUCACAACUUGGAAAAAGAGCCACACAUCAGGGAGCUGCGAAACCAAUGUCAAAUAAUUCGGGCCACUGAAUUGGCUACCGCUCGAGAAAAAUUCAAUGAGCUUGAAAAGCAGAAGCGAGAAAUCCUUCGAUUUUACUCUCCUGCAUCUUUGCUCCAUCGUUUGCAAGAAUCAAAGCACAAGAUAGAAGAGGAAUCAGAGUUUCUUGACGAACAACUUCUCAAUAGAGAGAUUGAUCUCAGCACUUUUGUGCAGAAGUACAAGCGCCUGCGCAGUUUGUAUCAUAAACAUGCCCUCACCCAUCUAGCAGCCAAUAUUACUGCGGUCAGUUAAAUUUAGAUUGUGCUUUCAUGAUUGUUGUACAUAGUGUGUACCUAAAGCUUUGCAAGCUAUAACUACCAUCUUAAACUUCACAACAUACAUGUGACUAGAAAACCGUUGGUUUUAAACUUUAUGAUGUAUAUAUCUGUUAUAUAGUUUCAUACUACAGAAUUUACUAUA
Erigeron canadensis is the source of this 893-nucleotide messenger RNA. Its product is annotated as vacuolar protein-sorting-associated protein 37 homolog 1-like. Gene Ontology annotation, cellular component: ESCRT I complex. The record is from RefSeq and is a predicted model, not a curated record. Gene Ontology annotation, biological process: protein targeting to vacuole; protein targeting to membrane; ubiquitin-dependent protein catabolic process via the multivesicular body sorting pathway. NCBI's taxonomy places the organism in Eukaryota, Viridiplantae, Streptophyta, Magnoliopsida, Asterales, Asteraceae. The transcript has 7 exons. The coding region runs from base 156 to 725 and encodes 189 amino acids.